UAGGAAAUAUUGGAGAGGGCUGCAUUGUAGGAUGCCGCACCUGCGGCCCUGCAGGGUGCUCUGGGUACCCUGCGAAUGAUAUGUUCUUCUUAGAGGGGGGUGGCGGAGGAGGGCGGUUUAAAAAGAGGUUAAUUAGAAGUGUUGCCCGAUAACUGGUGCUAGCAGGCUUCACUCUCCAGGGGGGUAUUACAGUCUUGUCGACCCUUCUUCAACAGAUAAUGGCCCCGAGUACGAUCGCGGCCCUGCUCGUCGGAGCCGCGGUAAGCUCGGCAUGCACAAUCCCGACCGAACCGCUCGGGAACAACAUCACCUAUCCCUUUCGCGCCCAGGUUCAGAACGCGAGCCGGCCUGAAGUACACAACAAGUACAUGAACCUGUUCGAGGCGGGCGGCGGUGACCGGCAUCUCUUCAUUGGCCCCGUUGGUGUGCCCACCUACGACUUGACUCUUGUCGCGGGUGUCAUCAACCAUGUCCCGAACGGCGUCCGGGCCGUGAUCGGGGGCGAAUACUCGGAAAUCGACCACACUACCAAGAUGUUCAUGACGGGCCGGGACGACCCCAGAGCCAUAUUCCAGCCGACCUACGCGUGCAAUCCAGUCACGGAUGGGCUCCAGAUCGAGUUGCGCUUUGUGACAUGGCAGGGCCAGCCCGAAGGCGGCCACAUCUGCGUCCGCUCGUCCUUUGAUGGCAGCCACGAGUUCCGGUACUCGCCUCCAGGCAACAGACUGAUCGACGUCAACCGCGAAUGCAUCAAGGUGACCCUCGUGGUGAUGCCCACCACCGACCUGCCACCCCCCGGUACGAGCACGACCUUGUCGACCAGCACCACCUCAGCCAGGCCGACCUCGACCUCCUCCUCGACCGCCACGUCCACGUCCACGCCCACGGGGUUGCCGACGCCGGCGCCCUUCACGGACCUCACGGACCUCGGGUUCCGCUUCGUGGGCUGCGCGCCCGAGGAGCGGUGGACCGACGACGGCGCGUUCCGCACGCUCCCGGACGCGACCGAGUCGUCCGACGACAUGACCAACCAGCGGUGCGUCGCCUUCUGCGCCGAGCGCGGGUUCCGGUACGCCGGCACCGAGUGGCGGCGCGAGUGCUGGUGCGGCGACGAGGUGGCGCCCACGCGCCGGCCCGCGACCACGCUCGAGAGCCUGGCCCGCUGCGACGACGGGUACCUGUGCACGGGCGACCCGGCGCAGAACUGCGGGGGCGACGCGUGGCUGAGCCUGUACGAGCGGUGCGAGGAAGGCGAGGCGUGCGAGAAUGAGGUUUUUACCUGAGCUGAGGCUGCGCCGAACGGGCUUGUGGAUGUUUUGUGAGAGAGAGGGAAAGGGGGGGAUUGGCUGCCGAAGGCGCCCCCGCGCCACGAGAGGGCCCAAUCUACCUACCUUCGGCGGUAAGGUAGUAGUUUUCUGUUGCGGUAUUAGUCAAUGAAAGGUAAAAAUUACUCAAAAAUACAAGAAUACAGCCAAGAAUCCGCUCCUCCGGGGCAGGAGGCACCUGCCGUUGCAGGCAGCAGUGAGAGGCCAGCACCAGUUCAAAUAACUAACCGCCACAUCUCAUCAUUGGCGUACUCUGUACGCAGUAUUGAAAAGGUGUAAUGUAAGUUGCGGCGGGUACCAUGCCACAAAGGAGCAUUCAAGCUUGGCUGAAGAGGGUGUGUGAUGAGAA
Thermothelomyces thermophilus ATCC 42464 is the source of this 1674-nucleotide messenger RNA. Its product is annotated as carbohydrate-binding WSC domain protein. The record is from RefSeq and is a predicted model, not a curated record. NCBI's taxonomy places the organism in Eukaryota, Fungi, Ascomycota, Sordariomycetes, Sordariales, Chaetomiaceae. The coding region runs from base 219 to 1283 and encodes 354 amino acids. The transcript has 3 exons. Gene Ontology annotation, cellular component: plasma membrane.